Blepharisma stoltei is the source of this 852-nucleotide messenger RNA. The record is from the annotation of a GenBank genome assembly. NCBI's taxonomy places the organism in Eukaryota, Ciliophora, Heterotrichea, Heterotrichida, Blepharismidae.
AUGAAUUAUAAAGUAAGCCAUGGAGCACAUAUAGCUAAUAUCAAGAAAAAUCAAUGUUUUCUAACCUCAAAAUCAAAAUAUCAUUUUUUAUGUGCUUCUAAAUCGCCAAAUGAAGCAAAAUUAUUUAUCGCUAAAGUUAUCGCUAAAGUUAUCGCCAGGGAUAUUCCAAAACUAAAAGGAAUUGACUCUAUAGUGCACAGUUAUUUCAAUAGAAUCAACAUCGAGAAUUAUUUAGAUAUCAUUAUUCUUUUAGUUCCAUUAAUAACUCAAAAUUUGCAAGAAGAUUUAUGCAAUGUCAUCAAACUAACUAGAUCUUCAGAUUCCAUAAAUUUAGCAGCAAUAAAUGCAAUUUUUAUAUUAAACAGGGCUGAUUUUGAAUUUAGGAAUAUAGAUUUCAGUAGAAUAAAUAUUUCAGGAGCUAAUCUAUCAGAAAGUUUCUUUUUCAAUGUAAAUUUUGAAGGCAGCAACCUCAAAGCAGUAAACUUCACUCAAUCGAAAUUAUCCAACUGCAAUUUUCGGAAUUGUGACUUCAGAGAUGCCGUUUUUAGUAACUUUAUAUUUUUUGGGAAGCAUAAGAAGUUUAUUAAAAUCGUAAAAAUUUCAAAAAAUGACGAACUUCUCCUUGCAUAUAGCGAAAAAUGCGCGAAUUUGUGGAACUUAAAGAAAAAAACGUUUCUUAAGACAUUAUACAUUGAUAUUCGUGAUGCUGAAUUUUCUCCAUGUGGAAAUUUUAUUGCUUUUAUAUGUGAUAACUUUUCACUCUGGAUAUGAGAUAUAAAAAAUAAAGUAAAACCCCAAAAAGUGCAUGAAAAGAUAAGCAAUAUCGCAUUUUCUCCAUACGAAAAUAUAUAG